Molecule: messenger RNA, 990 nt
Organism: Penicillium maclennaniae
Lineage: Eukaryota; Fungi; Ascomycota; Eurotiomycetes; Eurotiales; Aspergillaceae
Product: translation initiation factor eIF2B subunit alpha
Exons: 3
Coding region: 1-990 (329 amino acids)
Biological process (GO): translational initiation
Cellular component (GO): eukaryotic translation initiation factor 2B complex
Molecular function (GO): guanyl-nucleotide exchange factor activity; translation initiation factor activity
Source: RefSeq, a predicted model, not a curated record
AUGGCUACAGAGACGGGAAGCUCGGCUGCGGCCGGUACGAAGCCUUUUGACAUCGUCGCAUCAUACAAUGAGCUCCUGCGCUCCGAUCCCGAUCUCACAAUGCCCAUCGCGGCCAUUGAAGCCCUCGUAUUGCUUCUUACAAAGGAGCCUUCCUCGACUAUCUCUGAAACUCUUGACCUCCUCGAAAAGUCUACCGCCAUCUUGAAAAAAGCCAACCCCAACCCCAUCGGUCUCUCCGCCGGAACCGAUCUCUUUCAACGAUAUUUGAUCACUACAUUACAACGACCUGGUCAACUAGGCCCUGCCGGUGAUUUCAAGGCUAUUCGGACACAUCUCUUGUCAAAUGGCCGACUAUUCAUUCGCCGUGCCAAGGAGAGUCGAGAGAAGAUCGCGGCCUUUGGCCGAGGGUUCAUUCGCGACGGCUGCACGGUGCUUACCAAUGCGGUGCGCUUCCGGGUGAUCUAUGUCUUGUCUUCCUUCAAAAAUGCCGAUGAUCCUUCGGGGGAGCCGGAGGGCAUGGAGACGGUGCGGGCCCUGAGAGCUAAGGGCGUCCCCGUUUCAACGAUACCGGAAUCGGCAGUCGCAUACGCUCUUGGAAAAACAGAUAUGGUAAUUGUUGGAGCUGAAGGUGUCGUUGAGAAUGGUGGUAUUGUGUCCCGCAUGGGUACUUACCAGAUUGGCCUUCUGGCCAAAGCCAUCGGUAAGCCCUUCUACGUGGUGGCGGAGAGUCAUAAAUUCGUACGACUGUAUCCCUUGGGCCAGUACGACCUGCCAAUUAACCAGCACGUUAUCGACUUCAAAUCCGAUGAUGAUAUUACUGAGCAGAAGGAGGAGCCGGCCACACCCACGAGUGGAGACCGACAAAUCGAGUUGCCGCUCUGCGACUCGGUGGACUUUACACCGCCGCACCUCAUUUCAGCACUGAUCACUGAUAGCGGUGUCUUGACACCCAGUGCUGUCAGCGAGGAGUUGAUCAAGAUCUGGUUCUAA